UGCAGUUUUGUCGUUUUGAAUUGAAUGAAAAGUAAACCAAGCCGAUGCUUAUUUAAAAGCAUAUCUACCUAAUUAUCUCCCACAUUUUGUUUACAGCAGGUGAAAAUAUAUAUGUCAAUGUCGUAACCACGGAAACAAAGAAAGAAACAUUUCCCGAAAUGAAAGUUACAGAGACGGAUGUCGACGAGGAUGAGGUUAUUUAUGUGAAUGGCCCUAAUGACACUGAAGUAAGAGGAGAAACGAAGAUCUUGGUUUCUGACCUAAAGGAAGUCGUUACUAUGAAACAUGAAAACGAUAUGUACGAAGUGGAAUUUAAGAGCUUACCUCAUGGCUUGAAACAUCCACAUAAAGCUUCAAAUUUGCCACAAAACUUGCAACUGAAUAGAUUCAAAACUACCUUUCCAUAUGACCAUUCCAGAGUUAUCCUAAAGAAGGAACAAAACGACAGCACUGACUACAUCAAUGCCAAUUUUAUCGAUGGUGUCCGAAAUCAGAAGGCAUACAUUGCCACACAAGGCCCAAAGACGAUCACAUUGGAAGAUUUCUGGAGGAUGACAUGGCAAAACAAAUGUGGAAAAAUAAUUAUGCUUGCGAACCUGGUGGAAGUUGGAAAGGUCAAGUGUACUACCUACUGGACAGGCAGUGAUGGGGGACCAUUGGAACUCGGUCUAUUUCAAGUGACACUACAGGAGGAGACAGAAUACGCCUUCUACACCAUUAGAAAGCUUUCAGUAAAGAGCAAACAAACAAACAGCAGAAGACAAGUAAUACAGUACCAUUUUACCAGAUGGCCAGAUCACGGCGUACCGGAACCUUUCGAACUUCUCCAGUUUUACAAGCGAGUGAAGAGUGGACACACCGACCUUAAAGGUCCUUUGAUUGUACACUGCAGCGCUGGCAUUGGACGGACGGGUAGCUACAUUGCAAUGGACGCUUUGUUGCUGGAAGGAGUGAGCAGUCGAGAAAUUGACGUAUUUGCUUACGUUGAAAAGAUGCGGAAAGACCGAAUGAAUAUGAUACAAACAGCGAAACAGUAUGAAAUGCUUCAUUUCAUUGUACUGGAGGGAUUAAACGUGGUAACGACAAGCAUGUCAAAGACAGACCUUUGUAGAGUCAUCACAGACAUGCUCGAGGGUGGCAUACCAAGGCAGCAGUAUGAAGUUCUUAAUGCUGAAAAACCAGAAUACAAAACCACAGAUUUCGAGACAGCUCUAAAGAACAAGAACAAAAACCGGAACCAAGCUAUCCUGGCAGUCGAAAAGUACAAGACCCGCCUUAUGUCUACUACAUCCGGGUACAUCAAUGCUGUCAACAUACCGGCAUACAGAACUCCGUACGGCUACAUCCUUACCCAGCAUCCCAUGGACAACACUACUACUGACUUCCUGUCUCUGAUCGCCCAGGAAAGAUCGGAUACGGUUGUGUCCAUUGGUACCUUACAGAACAAGCCAAGUUGGCCUACAACGAAAGGAGCUCGAACCAAAUUUGGCAACUUUCUUGUUACAACAGUACAAUGUGAUUACCAUUCUGUAGGAUCUGAGCGUGUCGAGGAGAAGCAGCUAGCAAUAGAAAACAAAGAAACAGGGACGGACACACAGAUAACACUUUUCGAAACUCCUUCCUGGGGGAUGUCAUUGCCAGAGUCUAGCUUUAUGCUGGAGUUGAUACAGGUUAUUCAGUGUAGGCGGGGGAUGGAUGCUGCUUCCGUUAUCAUCACCUGUAGGCGAGACCAGUACGUGUUUUGCUACAAAUUAGUAAAAGACUAUCUAGAAGCGAACACAGUCUAUGCAAAUGUGUAA
This is a messenger RNA of Pecten maximus, 1799 nucleotides long. Its product is annotated as receptor-type tyrosine-protein phosphatase S-like. Lineage: Eukaryota; Metazoa; Mollusca; Bivalvia; Pectinida; Pectinidae. The transcript is spliced from 15 exons. The record is from RefSeq and is a predicted model, not a curated record. Bases 159 to 1799 code for a protein of 546 amino acids. Gene Ontology annotation, molecular function: protein tyrosine phosphatase activity. Gene Ontology annotation, biological process: protein dephosphorylation.